Messenger RNA from Monodelphis domestica (gray short-tailed opossum), 3781 nucleotides. RefSeq names its product adaptor related protein complex 5 subunit zeta 1 (gene AP5Z1). The record is from RefSeq and is a predicted model, not a curated record. Lineage: Eukaryota; Metazoa; Chordata; Mammalia; Didelphimorphia; Didelphidae. Gene Ontology annotation, cellular component: AP-5 adaptor complex.
GAAACUGUGACAAUGACAAGACCUCAGCUCGUCCUCUGAAAGGCUCUCUCAUUUUCAGUCAAUUAGGAUGGAGACAUAAAAGGCUCAAACUGCACAGGUUCAGCCCAGCUGGACUGGGGAAGGCCGACCCGAGGCGUGGUCUGGGAGGAGGGGCCAAGGCCAGGCCAGAGUAUUCUCCGACGGAAACCCCUGCAAGUCGGAACGCAUUUUUUUUCCUAAGGUUCUGUCCAGGUAACAACAACACCGGCGACGUGACGCAGAAAGACGAGCCACGGGCCAAGCUAAUCUCCCGGAAGCAGCCUACGGCCUCUAGUACUUCAUGGAAGUCAGUAUUCGUCUCGGUUCAGGGUGCACAUGCGCAUUUGCGCUCCACGUGACAAGCAGGAGCCAGCUUCUUCCACGCCCCUAAAACUGAGGGGUCCCCGCCUUCAUUCCCUCCGGCACGCGAUUGGUUCUCACAAGAUUUUUCCUCUUCCGGCAGAAACGAUCCAUGGGACUUAGAGUCUUCCGCUUGGUGUCUGGGCGGGGAGGUAGGGUCUUUAAACCGGCAACAGGAUGUUCACCGCGGGAACGGAGAGCUUCCUCCGCCAAGCGAGGGAGAUUCAGGAUCAGGAACUGAAGAAAUUCUGUUUGCGUAUAACAGGAUUACUUCAGAAGGAAGACUUAGGAAAUGAGACCAUUGAUUGUUUGCAAAGACUUUUCCUCAUUGUCUCAGCCACAAAAUAUUAUAGGAAACUUGAAAAGAAAUUUGUGGAACUAUUGUUAUCAGCAAUGUAUUUCCCCAAGUCCCCUGAGCAGGUUCAGGUUCUCUGUGCUGCCAUCCUAAGAGAAAUAUCACCUUCUGAAGACUUGACAUUGUUUUAUGACCACAUCCAAAACACAAAGCUGUUAAGCCUGAUGUCAUCAGUCCUAUUGGCUCAGGGCAAUAAAAGGGAUGAGGUCAGAGAUGUGGGGCUGCGUGUUACAAAAAUCCUUGAAAGUCGACAGCCUGAGGGACAGAGUUUAAGAUAUCUUCUGCCUGUCUUGUCAAAGGUCAUUACCCUCUCACCAAAAGUCCUCAAGGAAGACCAGAUAAAUCUCCUUAACAAAAGGCUUAUUGACUGGCUUCGUUAUGCAAGUAUCCAACAAGGAGUUGCACAGAUAUCUGGGGGCUUCUUCUCCAAUCCCAGGGCAAGACAGCCUGGCCCCAUCACUGAGGUGGAUGGUGCAGUUGCCACAGACUUCUUCACUGUACUUUCAGUGGGCCAACACUACACUGAAGAUCAGUGGUUAAACAUGCAAGCCUUCUCUAUGCUGCGUAAAUGGUUGCUAUAUAGCGGGAAUGAUGGAACAGAGACUCCAGAUUCAGCAGAUGAUAAAUCAGAGCUGGAGGGUUCUAUUAUGUCUAUGGUCUCUGCUACUUCCACCUCCAGUCGUUUGCUUCCCCCAAAGGAACGCCUGCGAGAGAAUGCCUUUGAGUACUGCCAAAGACUCAUUGAGCAGAGUAAUCGGAGAGCCCUGAAGAAACCAGACUGUGAAUUGCAGAAGGCUUGUCUGGUUGAAGCUGUGAUUAUAUUGGAUCUACUCUGUAGGCAGGAUUCCUCCUUCAUGUACCGGACUCUGUCUUGCCUAAAGACUUUACAUGGCCGGCUUUGUGGAGACCUGGCUUAUGUUCAAGCCCUGUUGCCAGUUGCUCAGUUCUUCUUGAAUCACAGUGAAGCAGCAGCAGUUGAUUCAGAAGCAGUUUAUCAGCAUUUGUUUACCAACAUCCCUUCAGAGUUAUUCUACAACUCAAUGCUGGCCUUUGAGUUCAUCCAGUUCUGCAGGGACAACAUUCACUUUUUUAAUGGAAACCUCAGCAUCUUCAAAUCAAGCUUCCCAAACCUCUUCAAGUUCUUGGCAUGGAAUAGUGCAUCCUUGAUCUCAGAAUUUGUGGAUAUCCUUCCUGUUUUUAUUGAUGCCAGCACAGCCAUUGAGAUGCUCCAUGUCCUUCUUGACUUGCCAUGCUUGACUGCUGCUCUAGACCUAUAUCUUAGGUCAUCAUUUCCUACAGCUGAGAAGCCUCUCUGGGAUCCCAGCCUAAAGCCCACCAGCUGCUUGGAUGGUUUCCGAGAUCCUUAUCACCAGGCUCUCUUUCAGUAUCUGCUGCGCCCAAAAGCCAAGGGCUUCAUAAAGGGGCUGGCUCCACUCCAUGAACUGCUGAAGCCCAUGGCUGGUUGUGCCCGAGUCAUACAGUGUGCAGAGACUGUCCCCAUUUUAAUACAGCUUUUCUUUACUGUGGUGACCGAGUUUGCAGAUGGGACAUUGAUAAACCAGCUGGCAGUGCUACUAUUGGGAAGAAGUGGUUUGCUCUUCGAUGUUCCACAGUUUAAAGCUGCUGUGCAUAGAGAAAUGAGUUCCCAGCUUCUGGUCCUAUGUAAGCUACACCCUUCUCUUGUGGUUGAACUGUCUAAGGAACUACUGGAGUUCACAGGAACCAUCCGCAAUAUCCACAGCAAAGAGAACAUAUUCACCCAUGUGGUCUGGGCAAUUGGAGAAUACCUGUCUGUGCUCUAUGACAGGCGGUGCACCGUAGAACUGAUCAACAAAUUCUUUGAAACCCUGGAAGCCUUGCUGUUUGAAAUUACCCAGUUUCGUCCCUCUGCCACGCUCCCCAAAUGCUGCCCACGAGUAAUCACAGUCCUUAUGACCACUCUGACCAAACUAGCCUCUCGGAGUCAAGAUCUCAUUCCUAGGGUUUCCUUAUUCCUGUCCAAGAUGAGAUCUUUUGCUCAGAGUCCUGCCAUGACCUCUGUAUAUAGUGAGGAGGACACAGAGACUAUCCUGACCAGGGCCACCGAGUUGAUGAACUUAUUGAAAAUGCCGAGUGUGGCUCAGUUUGUCCUGACGCCAUCUGUAGAAGUGUCUAACCCACGAUACCAUCUUGACACAAAUACAUCCUUGCCUCUGGCCCUGCAGAUGGCCAGCCGGCUAGUUGAGAAAGAGGCCAGCCUUCUGUCAUGGUGAGGUGCUGACAUGAUCUAGCACACACUGGGGGACUCAUAGAGCACUAGGGUGGGUUAGGCUUGUAUUUAAGUUAAGCUCCUGAGCAUUAACAAUGAGAUAAAUGCAACUGGAAGAUAUAAGACAGAAAUGUGAUUGUGAGGAGGUACAUAUUAUGGCUCUUCCCUCUUGAGCCAUUCCAAUUCAUCUGGCUUUAUUUUACUUUUGAAAUCCUUUUAAGUAUUUUAUUUAUAUGCCUUAUCCUAUGGUGACUAUAUUCGGGAGUUGUGCUAUUAUAAAAGACUCCAGUUUUGUGGUCUCAAUCCUAGGCCUGGUGAUCAGAAUGGUGCCAGAACUCACACUGGGGUUGGAGAUGGGUUUUCCUAGAAUCAAGGACUGGGGAUCUGCUUACUCAGGGUUGUGUGUGGUAAGUGAAUUCCAGCUGGUGUGAGCAUAGAGAAGUCUUGUUGUUGUGUCUCUUGGUUCUGGCACAAGUUUACUUUUUUGUUCCCCGAGUAAAAAUCUGGUUUCUUCUUACUUUCUAAGCAUAUUGAAGUCGGUAUUUUAUUAUAUCCAUUUUUUUCCUCACUUAAAUCUUUGAACAUUAAAUUCCUAAACAAAUUUGCACCAUUUAGUAUUGUUACUUAUCAGAUAAAUACAGAGAGAUAUACAGUAUUAACAAGAAUGAAGAAAUAAGUUUCUUGCUGGUGGUGACAUCUAAGAACGGAAUGUCUCAUAUCCACACACACACUCCAUACCGCCGUCAUCCUAUUUACAUUACUGGAACAUAUGAUUUCAAUAAACAAAAAGAUAAUCCCUU